This is a messenger RNA of Drosophila navojoa, 418 nucleotides long. Its product is annotated as proteasome maturation protein. Gene Ontology annotation, cellular component: nucleus; cytoplasm. The record is from RefSeq and is a predicted model, not a curated record. Gene Ontology annotation, biological process: proteasome assembly. Lineage: Eukaryota; Metazoa; Arthropoda; Insecta; Diptera; Drosophilidae.
AAAUCCUCUCUUAAGAAAUACUCCCAGCAAUGGAAUUAAAUCAGGUGAAUGCCUCCAAGCUUAGUCUGCCGUCCAGUGAGCCGGAUCGCCUCACCGCAUUGGCCUUGCCGCAGAUAUUUUCCGACUCUCUCGUCUAUAACGACGAAUAUAACUAUAUGCAGGACAUGCAAGUGCUGCGCAACCAGGUGGGCCUGGCGCUGCCUCUGGUCAUAGGCAUGGAACGCUUCGUUGUCAGCAAGACGACCCGGCUGCCCUUCCUGCGCUCCAACAACUUCAUGGACGAUGUGCUCACCGGACGCUACAACGAGAUCACCUUUGAGGAAUAUCUCAAGCGGCCCGACUAUGAGCAGCCACUGCGUUUGCCGCACCUUAUCAUGGAGGAGUUGCUAGGCAUUCACAUAUAAGAGAGUGAGAGAGA